Molecule: messenger RNA, 1463 nt
Organism: Glycine soja
Lineage: Eukaryota; Viridiplantae; Streptophyta; Magnoliopsida; Fabales; Fabaceae
Product: ras-related protein Rab11D-like
Exons: 2
Coding region: 403-1059 (218 amino acids)
Cellular component (GO): endosome
Molecular function (GO): GTP binding; GTPase activity
Source: RefSeq, a predicted model, not a curated record
UGGGUGGUGCGAAGGAAAGAGCGCUUAAAAGUAAAACAGAGGGAAGCAACUGGUGCAGGAACAGAAGGAGAAAGGAAAGGAAGAGAAGAGAAGAGAAGGAGAAGGAGAAGGGUUUGGUAGUUGGUUACUUAGUUUGUUUGAUUAACGACGGCGCACUACACGAUCCCCACAAUCCAGAGGCUUGUUAUUAUCUCCAUCCAUUUAAUUUAAUUCCCACAACCACGCUCACCUAAGUUUCAAUUUCAAUCCCUUUUCUUUUUCUUUUUUUAUUUAAAAUUCCAAUUUCGCGAACCCCAAAUUCCCUCCCUCCUUUUCCCUUUCUCUCUGUUCUGUAACGUAGCAUUUACAGCGAUCAGUUUAUAGUGAGUCACUUAGAGGAGUUUUAGGUAUCAUCGAUCAUCUAUGGCAGGGUACAAGGGCGAUGACGAGUACGAUUACCUCUUCAAGCUGGUUCUGAUCGGCGAUUCUGGUGUGGGGAAGUCCAACCUGCUUUCGCGCUUCACCAGGAACGAGUUCAAUUUGGAGUCCAAGUCCACCAUAGGGGUUGAGUUCGCCACCAAGAGCUUGAACAUCGAUGCUAAGGUCAUCAAGGCUCAGAUUUGGGACACCGCUGGCCAGGAAAGGUACCGUGCCAUUACUAGUGCUUACUACCGAGGAGCUGUUGGUGCCUUACUUGUCUAUGAUGUCACACGCCGUGCUACAUUUGAGAAUGCUGCAAGAUGGUUGAAAGAGUUGAGAGAUCACACAGACCCCAACAUUGUGGUCAUGCUUAUUGGAAAUAAGUCGGAUCUUCGACACCUUGUUGCUGUCCCAACAGAAGAUGGAAAAUCUUUUGCGGAGAAGGAAUCUCUCUACUUCAUGGAAACUUCUGCAUUAGAAGCAACCAAUGUUGAAAAUGCAUUUACAGAGGUUCUUUCUCAGAUAUACCGAAUAGUGAGCAAGAGAACUGUUGAGGCCGGCAAGAAUGCCAGUUCUUCUGCUGUCCCAUCUAAAGGACAGACAAUAAAUGUGAAAGACGAUUCCUCCGUUUUGAAGAAAAUUGGGUGCUGCUCAAACUAGAUGCUUCAUCUAUGGCAGUUGGUUUUUAUAGCCUGUUUCAUCUUGUAAAUGCCUACACUGGAAUCGUGAUACCAUGUAGAAUAAGGCUAGUCUUGCAUAUUGUUUUGAACAAUGUUUACAAUUUACAAACAUCAUCCAUACGCAGGAUUAUGCUUCCGUGAAACGGUCAUUCCAAAGACGUGUUUGAAACAAAUAGGUCUACAUCAAAGUUCAUAUAGGUUAAGCUUUAUUUGAAGGAUUUCGAUAUUUGCUAUGCUCUAAUUAUGGUGCAGCUAUUCACAGUUCGAACGUCUGUUUAGAAUUUAGUUUUGUUGAAAUGCCCUAGACCAUAUGGAUCUUCGUUAUCAGGGUAGUUAGUUAUUAUUUGUUUCUAAAGUUAAUAAGUAUAUUGGUUAAAAUUUCAA